Molecule: messenger RNA, 2401 nt
Organism: Catharus ustulatus (Swainson's thrush)
Lineage: Eukaryota; Metazoa; Chordata; Aves; Passeriformes; Turdidae
Gene: SAMD10
Product: sterile alpha motif domain containing 10
Exons: 5
Coding region: 560-1198 (212 amino acids)
Biological process (GO): cell surface receptor protein tyrosine kinase signaling pathway
Cellular component (GO): cytoplasmic side of plasma membrane
Molecular function (GO): protein binding
Source: RefSeq, a predicted model, not a curated record
CCCACUUCUGGACCCCAACACGACCCCAGCCAUGAGAGCUUUGGCCGGGAGCAGGUGCAGCUCACACUGCGGCCCCUUCCUGCUAAGGCUGUUCAUCACCACGCUCCUUCUUCGCUUUUCCUCCUGCACCCGGCUGCCCUGAGCCGCCGGUGACCCCGGUGCUGCCACACUCGUGCCGUGGCUCCGCUUGUCCCCAGGGCACUUUGAUGUCCCCUGGGUCUGGUGUCCCCUGCAGCCCCCCCAGGCUCCCUGUCCAUCCCAGUGCCAGCUGGCCCUGCCGCGGGAUUAGGCGGGAGCACGAGAGGAAAGCACCGAGCAUCUCCGGAUCAAACGCCCACGGGGCAGCGGGGAGGGGAUGUAAUUCACCCCCCUCUCCGUGUGAGACCGGCUCGGGGCCGCCCGGAGCUGGGAUGAGCGUGCAGCCGGUGCUCAGAGGCAGUGGGAGGGAGGCGUUCGGGGGAAUCAGUCAGGUGUGGACGAGGUAUGAGGGGAGGCAGGGAUGGAGCCGCACUCGUGACAGCGGUGCCGAGCGCUCACGCGCAUCCCUCCUCCCGCCGAGAUGCAGCAGGGCCGGCCAUCCCUCUGCUGCGUCUCCACCAUCCGCAGCUCGCAGGGACCACCCGAGCCAGCCGCCGCUGCCGCCUCUGCUCACUUCAGCUUCUGCCGCAGCCUCCUGGAGCACACGGUGUCAGCCGAAAACCUCAGCUACCGCCUGCAGCGCAACCCGGGCAGCAGCCUGACCUGGCACGACGGCCGCAGCCAGCGCCCCGACGGCGGCCACACCGUCAAACUCCUGCGGCAGCCGGGCACCGAGGGCUCCCAGGUCCGUGGCUGUGACCACUAUGGCAUCUACCACACCAGCCCCACACUGGGCAGCCUGGUCAAGCCAGUGGUGCUGUGGACGCAGCAGGAUGUGUGCAAAUGGCUGAAGAAGCACUGCCCACACAACUAUCUCAUCUACGUCGAGGCGUUCUCCCACCACGCCAUCACAGGCCGGGCGCUGCUGCGGCUGAACGGGGAGAAGCUGCAGCGCAUGGGGAUCGCGCUGGAGACGCAGCGCCAGGAGGUGCUGCAGCAGGUCCUGCAGCUCCAGGUGCGCGAGGAGGUCCGGAACCUGCAGCUGCUCAGCCAAGAUUGCACCAACACUGUGAACCGAGCUCCGCUGGGAUGGGCUGUGCACCGCCGAUACGAGACCUGAGCCACACGCUUGGAAUAAGAAGACACAGCUUCCCAGACACUCCAGGGCUCCUCUCCUGCUUCUUCCUUCUCUUUCUUUUAAAGAAUACAUUCCUGUGCAGGGGUGGAAGGUUUCUUCCAGCAGACAUGGCUCUUGGCUGGAGGAAAAUCAGCAAACCAGCUGCUGGGACAGAUGAUGAACUUCCAUCCACCUGAGCCUGACAGUUCACAGGGAAAGAGAUGGAAAAAAGGAGAUGGCAAAGGCAGGGCUCAGCACUGUGGAGAAAGGGACAGUGGUUCCAGGGACAGCUUGGAGCCAUGUGCAGGACACUGAAGAAUUAUGCACUUGGGCAACAUCCCAGCACCCAGCAACUCGUGUCCAUGCCUUGGAGCUUAUUUAGGGAGCUUUGGUUUCCUCAUCAGACUGGGCUGUCUUCCAGCAUCCGGGGAGGUGACGUUAUCAGUAGCAAAUAAGACGAUACAACCAGCCAAAAAAUUCACAGCCGGGCCAAGACCCCAGCACCCAGCUCCACUUGGUGAGUUAAAAAGGGAGCUGAGUCAUCAGAGCUGGAAAAUCUGGGAGUAAAAGCAGAGUGGAUGCACCAGGAGGGUGCAAUGGCCUGGAGGAAGCUGUGCCUGGAGCUCAUCCUUCAUCUGCACAUGGGGGAACCCCUGCAGGGACUGGGGGAGCAGGCAGGGUGCUGCCAGGUGGGGAUGGGUGCUGCCCAGGGUGGGGCUGGUGGAUCACUGGGUGCCAGGUCCUCCUUGGCCCCCAUCUCUGGUCCUGCUCUGCUGCUACCAGCUCUGGAGAGCUCUGCCCAUCCAGGCAUUGGCAGGUUCCUGUCCUGACCUCCAGCCCAAGGGCUGGUGAUGGUGCCACCACAGCCAGGCACCUUCCUGGUGACCUUCACCAUCAUUAAGGUGAAAGUGUCUGCUGUUACACCCCCACCUCCCCAACUCUCCCCUACAGAGAUAUAGACUGUCCUUGUGGCCAGAUAAGGAAAAUCCAUGUGUAAAUCAGGAUUUUUGGCCAUGGUGGAUGCUGUCACCUGCCCACAUUCCACCUCAAGUGAUGAGGGUAGGGCUGUGGGUCACAGGGGUCCAAAAACAGCAGCACCCCAAAACCCCUGGGGCAUUGGGAUGUGGAGGCAGGUCACGGUGCCCCCCGCCAGGCACCCUCCUGCCUGCUUCUCUGCUGGAAAUAAAUGAGAGACUGUUAUUUUAA